Messenger RNA from Procambarus clarkii (red swamp crayfish), 7497 nucleotides. NCBI's taxonomy places the organism in Eukaryota, Metazoa, Arthropoda, Malacostraca, Decapoda, Cambaridae. The record is from RefSeq and is a predicted model, not a curated record.
AAGAUAAGCGACCUUACCAUUCAUGAUGUUGGACAGUUGCAUCAACAACAGCAGUUAAUUUGUAGAAGAACUGGUGUGAUAUUAUCACCCGAGGAUUAUUUCGUGCUACAGGAGGUAACCAGGAGGUUGGAGAAGCUGUGAAUUGUUAUUUGUUAUCUUCACUGCUAAACUGAAUAUUUGAAAAUGAUUAAAAGAAAUGUUGCUAUCAAGGAUCAGCUAGACUCGAAUCAAGUUAUGUCCCUAUAAUACACUUAUCAUGGAUGGUUAUAAGUAUGUCCACUGAACGUGUAAAGGACAAAUUUAGAAGGGGUAUGAAGUGAUGUUCAUUGAGAUUUAUAUAAUGAAGUAUACACAAGAUGAUUUUAUAAGGGAUGGUGUGAAAAUGGAGUGGAAUCCGUAGAAGGAAAGUGCUGCUACUUGAUAGAAAACAGCCCAAGUCAAAUCUUCAUCAUUGAUUGGUACGGGUGCAGCAGUUUUAACAACACCAUCAGGGAUCGAGAUGAGGAAGACAAGUUUACACGAGGCUUUCAGUAGGGAAGAGUACUUGCCUGGAGAAAGGUCUGUACGGAGACACACUGUCAGUGUCCCCAGCCGUAUUGAUGGUGGUGCAGGUGAUUUUGUCAGUGUUUCCAUGGGGAGGCCACGGCCUCUGCCCUUCCCACCGUACACCAUGCAAGGGUUGGGGAUGGAGUUCGGUGGCCUUGGGGCCCACCACGGUACUCCAUCAACAGUGAAAGUGGAUUUUCUCAUGCCUAACAGCAUCAUCAUUCAACAUAAUGUCAGCACUAGUGCUUCCCUUGAGGAAAUUAAAGAGGAACUAUGGGAGCGUGCCAGCGAGUAUCCUCUCUUUGGGACACUCCAUGAGCUUUCGUCGUACCACUUUGCGUGUAUCAGUCAGCGAGCUGAAACGGUAGAGUUGAUGGAUGAAACCAAGUGUUUGCAAGAGAUCAAUCCCUUUAUGUGUAUUUUAAAAGUGGUUGAAAGGAAGGGCAAUGAAACUGAAAAAUUACUAAAUCUCCAAAUUGGCCAGUUAAUUGGUAAAGAGCUCCAGAAAUUUGAUGCACUUAAAAAUCCCGAGGUGAAUGAAUUUCGGUGGAAGAUGAAGGCAGUGUGUGACGAAGUUGUAUCUGCAAGAAAUAAAUUAACCUGGUCUGAACAAGUGCAGUAUCAGUAUCCAGCACGUAUUGCUACAAACACCGAUCUGCCUAGAUACAUCACGGACAGAUUACACGAUGAGCAACUUUUGUUGUCAGUCCAGUUUGAUACAUCUAUGGAGGUUCAGCCGACAUUUACUUUUCGAGUUCAGCCUGAUAUUAGAACAAGAGAGUUUUUGAAUAUGGGCCUUGCAAAAUUAGCAAUUACUUUUGUAAUGGAUGAACCUCCGGAAAAUUAUGUAUUAAAGACGCCAGGCAGAGAAGAAUAUUUAAUUGCCGAUGUGCCGCUCUCCCAAUAUAUGUAUAUUCGCGAACAUGUGUGCCAAGAUGAGUUCUCAUCAAUACCUCUAGUCAUUGUUCAUCGAGGAACUAUUCAAGUUGAUAUUGAAAAUAUAUAUGAAAGAAUUGAAGAUUUUGGAGUGAAGCAUUUACGGAGCUCUUUCUCAGGGAUGACACUAAGUAAAAAGAAAAAUGUAAAGUUUGUCUCAUCUUGGACAGUUGAAGAUGAAUUUAACUUUCGAAUUGGAAACAUCUCAAAUGUGAACCUUUUCACUGAUGACCAGGUUGUGGUGGUGAUUGAAGGUGGCCUUUAUCAUGGUAGUCGGGCACUUUGUGAGACAAAAACCACACAAGAAAUUAACAUAAGUGAUGGGACAGGUAUCGUGGAUGAAGAUCUUACCUUCGCCAUAGCUGUGUGCAACAUUCCUAGGAACACGCGUCUCUGUCUAGCCAUCUAUGAAGCGAGCCGUAGUGCUAAAGCAACUAAAGCAAGAUCUUCAAUUGGCACUAAACAAGAAUUGUACAAGAACCCUCUGGCUUGGGUGAACACAGCUGUUUUUGACUACAGGAAUCAAUUAAAGACAGGAGCAAUGUCUUUGUAUGCUUGGAAGAUUUGUGAGGAUCAAACAGGAGACGUUAUGCCCAACCCACUGGGUACUUUGGUCAGCAACCCUAAUCAUGAUCAAGCAGUCACCCUUACCAUCACUUUCCCACGUUUCAAUUCUGCCUCAAAUAUUAUGUUCCCAUCUAAGGAUAAGAUUAUCUCGACUGCUAAGGAAAACCCACAGUGUGAUGAGGGCACUCCAACCCCAAGUGCAAUGGAGGAGAUUCGUCAGAUAGCAGAUCGAGACCCUCUGACAGAGCUUCAUGAGCAGGAACGCAAAUUGUUGUGGUCUUUAAGAAAUGUCUGCCUUAAAGAACUCCCUCACCUUCUCCCAAAAUUGUUGCAGUGCGUAGAGUGGGAUAAUAAAUCUGAAGUAGCAGAAAUGAUAUCACUAUUGGAAGUGUGGCCCAAGUUAUCUCCAGAUCGAGCCCUGGAACUUCUAGAUUAUGCAUAUGCUGAACCAGCUGUCAGGAGUUAUGCCAUAGAGUGCCUAGUCCGUAUCAGUGAUGAUGACCUGCUGUUAUACUUGCUCCAGUUGGUUCAGGCCCUUAAGCACGAAAAUUAUCUCUACUGUCACCUGGUCGAGUUUCUUCUCAACCGUGCCCUCAGGAAUAUGAGAAUUGGCCAUUUCUUCUUUUGGCAUCUCAGGUCAGAAAUGCAUGUGCCCUCUGUUUCAAUUCGUUUUGGGCUUAUCUUGGAAGCCUAUUGCCGCGGAUCUGUAGAGCACAUGAAGAUUCUUCUUCGACAGUUGGAUGCUCUCGGCAAAUUCAAAGAGGUGAGAGACAUAGUGAAUGAUAAUCGUGCUGUGAGAGAUAGAGCCGAGAAGCUCAUGAAGGACUUCAUGAAAAAACCACAUGCCAGAGCAGCCUUGUCUCAUUUUCUCAACCCAAUUGAUCCUAUGUAUAGGAUUAGCACCAUUAAGUCAGAUGAAUGUAAACACAAGGACAGUAAAAUGGCACCCUUGUGGCUUGUGUUCGAAAAUGGAGAUUCUUAUGGCAAAAACAUAUAUCUUCUUUACAAAUAUGGGGACGAUCUGCGACAGGACAUGCUCACUCUGCAGAUGAUCCGGGUUAUGGAUAAAAUUUGGAAGGAUAAUGGAAUGGACCUUAGAAUGAAUCCCUAUGGAUGUAUGUCGACUGACAAUCGAGAAGGCAUCAUUCAAGUUGUAUUGAAUGCUGAAACUAUUGCCAACAUUCAAAGACAGAAAGGCAUGUUCUCGGCAACUUGUGCAUUUAGAAAAGGAUCUCUCUUAGCCUGGUUGAAGGAUCACAACCCUACUGAUGCUUUGCUUAACAAAGCAAUUCAUGAAUUUACACUCUCUUGUGCUGGAUACUGUGUUGCUACUUAUGUAUUGGGUAUUGCUGACCGUCACUCGGACAAUAUCAUGGUAAUGAAGAGCGGGCAACUCUUCCAUAUUGAUUUCGGACAUAUCCUUGGUCACUUCAAGGAGAAAUUUGGCAUCAGGCGAGAACGUCAACCAUUUGUUCUUACGCAUGACUUUAUCAACGUCAUUACCAAAGGAAGACAGACGCGCUCUGAAGAAUUUGAACAGUUUAAAGGCUAUUGUGAGAAGGCAUUUUUAAUUCUGCGGAAAUAUGGCUCCUUCAUUAUCUCUCUCUUUGCAAUGAUGAUAUCUACAGGACUCCCAGAACUUCAGAGUGAAAAGGAUCUCAAUUAUUUAAAGGAAACUUUGAAACUGGACUUGUCGGAUGAUGAAGCUCGGGAUCACUUCCGCUCCAAGUUUGACGAGGCGUUGUCCAAUGCUUGGAAAACCUCUAUAAAUUGGGCAUUCCAUUCAGUGGCAAAAAAUAAUCGUUGAACAUGGCGUAUGUCUAGUUCUUUAUUUGUUAAUUAUAUUUGUUUACAAAUUUUACUUAUUAGCUUGUUGAACUUAUCCAGCGAAUAAAAAAAUUGCUCUAUUUUAAGGAGUGGACUAUUAUUGUUAAUAAAAUUGUGGUGGAAACAUAUUUUCAUAGUAGAUUCAGUACAUGGCUGGAAUAUCCAUAACUAUCAUAAGCAUAAAUGUAAAAUUUGUUAUUGAUCAAAUUUCAUUGUUGUAUGUAAAAAAAUCGGCAUUGAAUGUACUGAAAUGCCUCUUCUUUUUUCCGACUGAGCUCCGCUGAAGCUCUCUCACUGAAAUGGUUCCCCACUAUUGGUUCACAUCAGUUGUAGGAGUCUUGUUUGGCCUCCUGGAGACCAGAAUCAAAACCUGGCCUCCAGGAGGCCAGUGAAGGACAGUGACACGGGAGCACACUACAGGUUGGACCAACCAUAUCAGUGACAAAACUGACAAUUAGAGCAAGCUGUGGGCCAAGGCUCUGGGGAAUCUGGUGGCAGCUAUUGGUACUAAUGGGUUCAAGCUAGUUUUGAGUGAACCACCUGUUUAGUCUGGUUCAUUUCUGGAGUUGCUUAGCCAUUUCAAUACUUCAUUUUCUAUGAACCUUGCAGUUGUAUAUAACGCUCCUCUGACUUUCUGAAUGCUUUCCCAACGAGGGUGACGAUAAUACUGUAAUCCCCUGCACCUUUGUGAUAGGGCCAGGUUCUGGCUUUAGUUUCCAGUCAGCUAAACAGGGCUCCUGCAACUGAUGUGACGUAAUAGUGGUGAGCUAACUCAGUGAGACAGCUUUAGGGAGCAACCGAGGGGCUCUUCCCAGAAAGGUACAUAAAAUAUGUUAUUGAUGCAGCUGUAGUUGACCGUCUGUUGAUAGGUCAAUCUACUUGGAUUCAUCAGUACAGCAGAGGCCUCGCUUCUUGCAGGUCAGUGUUCGAUCCAUGAUGGUUCAGAGUUGUUGAACACCAUUCCUUCCCAUGUCAUCUAUUUGUUCCCAUAUCCCUUCCAAGUGCUAUAUAGCCAUAAGGGCUUAACAUUUUCCCCUCAUCAUUACUUAACCUUAUCUGUUGGUAAAUUAAAUUUUGUGGAAUGUAUAAAAAUUGCAUGGUGUAUCAUUAUAAUCAAGUGUAAAAAAUGGUAAUGAGAAUUGGAUUUGUGUAAAGAUCCAAAAUGUUUUUGGAUCCAGUUUUUAAAUCUGGAAAUUUUUUGGCAUAUUGUCACUUAAAGAAAUAUAUUUUCAAAUGAUUUAUAUGUUAUAGAGUCUGCAGACAUUUAUUAAAUGUUAUGAAUCUAAACUAAGAUAGUAGAAUUAAAUAGCUCAUUUUAUGUACAAAGUUUCUCAUCAUAUUUUAUUCUCAUUAUUAGCUUUCAAACUAUGUAGUUCAAUAUCACUUUAGAAAUUUGUUCAUAAUGUUUUGUCAUUUGCUUCCUGUGUAGAAAAACAAUACUCUUAUCAAUGCAGUUUGUUUUAACUGACAAUUCUUGUUCUUUGCAGUAGGAAAGUAUGCUUAUAUCAUUGUCGUCAUUUGUCCACAUGUAAAUAGGUAUUGUACAAGUCACCGCCAUCACCUUUUACCUUUUGAGUUAAUCAUUCUGUUGUAACUAGAUUCAUGAGCACAUUCAUAUGCUGCCUGAGAGUGUGGUUGGGCCUCAUUUAAACACAAAACCCAUUUAUGAUUCACAAUUUUAUUUAAAUUAAGCAAUGUCAGUCAGUUUAUUGAACUUUACGAAUAAUUAUUUGUAUAUUCCCAGGUACAAUGUUUUUUGUGUCAUAGUGUUUGGUGGUGUUGUUAUAAGAUGAAUGUAGUUCAGUAUUUGUGAUGUUUGUUCCAGCUCAUCAUGUUGCCAUUUUACUAAUUGUAGCCAUUACGUUGCCUGUAGAAGCCUGUAGAAGAAUUAUUCUGUAAAGAUCCUCUGGAAAAAUGUGUCGGGGAGUUGUUGGGUCCCUGGUGUAAUUUAUUCUGGUAAAUUAUGUUUGUACUCUUAAAAUUACAUACAAAUUUGUUAUAUUUUUGUUGCUACCUAGGUCAAAUUUACACUUGAUUACAGUAUAUAGCAACAGGAGAUUGCCAUGUAGCUUCAUUUGGUAUAUUUUCAAUUCAUAUGUAUAUUGUGUUAUGUAUUGCUGGUGUAUGUCUAGUUCUUUGUGAAGUUUAAGUUUGGAUUUCUGUUCAACUUAACAUACAGUACACGAUUACUAGAUUUAAUUUCUUAUGGUAAUUUGGCUGUGCUCAUCUCACAUUGUAUACAGUUUUCACAUUUCUCAUUCUCACUAAUUCAUGGAAAAGAAUGAAAUUGCCCAAAACUAAACCACAGAUUUAUAGAAAAGCUUAUAAAAAUAUUAUUUUUAUCCAAUUUGGUGUGAGUAUUUGUAAUUGAUCAGGUCUUUAGUUGUUUAAGGAACAUUACUUUUCAACAAGCCAAAUGGGGGUCAAGAAGUUGAUAAAGUUAAAUUGUUGUCAGAGAUGUAUAUUAGCAGUUUUCUUUGACAAAAUGCACUUUAUAGUUGCAUGCAUUAAGGGUAUGUUACAGAAACAUCUUGUUUAAAUGUUUAUCCUAAAAUAAAGAUCAUUCAGCUAGAGUUUUGUCCAUUUUCUGAGGUACUUAGCAUAGUAGUUUAAGUAAAUAAAAUUUGUAUUACUUGGACGAUAGAAGUGUGUGGUUAAUAUUGCUUGCCUCACCAUACAAUUUACUUGUCAUUAACUUUCGGUGAAACGUACUUGGCAUCAUUCCUCUGCUAACUACCAGUGCACACUCAUUUCCUUAUAAAUUUUUGUCCUCUUUGCAUUAGACAUCUCCACACAUUGAACCAAGAUUUGGCUAGAUAUGUUGAACAUUUAUCAUAUGUUAAUUAUUCACAUUUUUAAUUAGUAAAAAUUUUGUUGUCUUAUUUGGAAAAAGAUAUUAAAUGAUAACACAAUUGAGUCUUUAAAUGUAUGUAUGUUUUUUUGUUGGUUCCAAUAUACUGUAUUUUGUUUGUCUCUAAACUCAACAAGCUUUACAGAGCACAUCAGUGUUAUGUUGAAAGGUUCUAUAAACAGAAUCAUUCAAAAUUUGAUGUAGCUCAAAGGUUAUAUAAAGCUGAUUCAGAGUAUUUCGUAAUUUGUUGCAAGAAUUAGAACGGUGCUGUUUUGUGGUCUUCCUUUUGUACUAGAAUUGUACUACAGGUUUGCAUUUGCUUCAAAUCCACAUACAUACAAAUGUUUAAUAUUCUGUAAUUAUGUAAAAAUGUUAGAUAUUCCAGCCCUGUACCAUGGCAACAACUUAUCAUACACAGUUAAAGGGAGUGAAUCUGAACCACUUUAUUGUGACAAAUGUGGUGCUAGUCACUUGGGCUCUCUUGGUUUGUAAUCAAGUCAGCCUUCCACAAUUAUUUUGUAUAAAAGCCAGACAUUGGUGUCUAUUGUGAUAGCUCUAUUUACGAGGUGUUGCAAUAUUAGUACUCUACUGGAACAUUAAUAAUGUAUGCGACUGCUACUAGGUGAACAACUGGUAUCUUAUUUCAAUUAGUUGUUAUUAUGACUAAAGGAAUUGUAGGGCAAUCUCUUGGGGUUUUCAAACCAUGUUCAUGCCUUGCCGAUAAAUUAAGACUGCUUCAUGCAGUCCGUCAAAGAAAUUGCUGAAAUAAU